CAAGCUAACUAAACCAACACAAAGAGAAAAUGCGUUCCCACAUUCUGAUUGCCCUCUUCGCCCUGAUUGUUGUGGCUGCUGCCCAAGGAGGACCUCGAGGUGGACAACAAGGUGGACAACAAGGUGGCCAGGGAGGACCAGGACUUCAGAAUGGCCAGAAUGGUCAGCAGGAAGGACCCCAGGGAGGUCCUCAGAAUGGCCAGCAGGGUGGUCAGCAGCAAGGAGGUUCUGGCGGACAAUGGGGUCUGCCUCCGAAUGGCACCAUCUCCUCCAACAGCACCACUUCAACCACCGAGGCAAGCACCACUGAGGCUUCCACGUCUUAG
Drosophila takahashii is the source of this 326-nucleotide messenger RNA. RefSeq names its product heterogeneous nuclear ribonucleoprotein A1-like. NCBI's taxonomy places the organism in Eukaryota, Metazoa, Arthropoda, Insecta, Diptera, Drosophilidae. The record is from RefSeq and is a predicted model, not a curated record.